Messenger RNA from Sclerotinia trifoliorum, 1235 nucleotides. NCBI's taxonomy places the organism in Eukaryota, Fungi, Ascomycota, Leotiomycetes, Helotiales, Sclerotiniaceae. The record is from the annotation of a GenBank genome assembly.
CUUUACCCCCCACGUUAAACUUUCCGGCCCGCUUGUCGGAGAAGAUGGGCCUUUUGUGAAUUGGUCAAUUGAGAACCUACUUAGUUUAUUCAGACAAGAUGUGAAAGAACAUCAGUCAUCCUCAGGUUCGACAUAACACAAUGGCUACCGCAGCUUCAGCAGCACUCUUCUCUUUAGAAGGACAAACCGCCCUCGUUACCGGUGGUACUCGAGGUAUUGGACAAGCCGUCUGCAUAGCACUUGCAGAAGCAGGAGCAAAUUUGAUCUUGAUACAGGUAAUUCCAUUUCGUUGCAUUGAACUCAGAUUGAAUUAUACUUACAAAAUCUUGUGUCCAGCGUAGUCGCGAUAAUCUCGAGACUCAAAAAGCUGUCGAAGCUCUGGGCAGGAAAGCUCCUAUAUACACUGCGGACCUUGCAUCGAAGGAAGAGGUCGCUGGAAUCACUUCUUCUAUUCUGAAGGAUGGACACUCGAUACAUAUUCUCAUAAACUGUGCCGGAAUUCAGCGCCGUCAUCCAAGCCACGAGUUCCCGGAUAAUGACUGGAAUGAGGUGUGUAUCUCGUGGUAUUUAUGCAGAGGGCAGGUUGUGCUAAAAAUUGUUAAUUUUAGGUUAUUCAAGUCAACCUCAAUACUGUCUUCACCCUCUGUCGCGAUGUUGGUGCCCACAUGUUAAAUCUCGAACCAUCCGCUUCGACCGGUCGACGAGGUAGCAUCAUCAACUUUGCCAGUCUCCUAACAUUCCAAGGUGGUCUUACCGUUCCAGCAUACGCAGCCUCGAAAGGUGCCGUGGCACAACUCACCAAAGCUUUAUCGAAUGAAUGGGCAUCGAAAGGAAUUAAUGUCAAUGCAAUUGCUCCAGGUUAUAUCGAGACAGAGAUGAAUUCUGCGUUAUUAGCCAAUCCGGAGAGAUUGAGGAGUAUCAGUGAAAGAAUACCGGCCGGUCGAUGGGGUGCUCCGGAUGACUUCAAGGCGAGCGUUGUUUUCUUGGCAAGCAAGGGAAGCGCGUAUAUCUCGGGACAUGUACUCACGGUAGAUGGUGGCUGGAUGGGUAGAUGAAAAUGUAUGAAGAAAUUAUUAAAAUCAUUUAUAUCUAAUUUAUGUUCGAAAUGCCCUUGACUUUUGUCGUCAUUGUCUUAGGUAGGUUUUCACGUUAGUCUCACUCUUCGAGCUCUGACGGUUUAUGACUUUAGCCGGGCGAUGAUAGUCUUAAUAUUUGUCUUCACACGCGCCGAAACU